Molecule: messenger RNA, 674 nt
Organism: Cladocopium goreaui
Lineage: Eukaryota; Dinophyceae; Suessiales; Symbiodiniaceae
Source: the annotation of a GenBank genome assembly
UUUUGUGUGCGGGGCGGAUGGCCAUGUCGGGAAGAGUGAUGUGCCAUGGAAGAUCACAAGGAUGAGGUGGGCGCAGUUGAAUGGAUUGCGCUUGAUGUUCAUGACGGUGGCGAUUCGGCGGAACAUGCCGAAGUGAUAGGUCUAUCGCAGACGGCCAAAGAAGCCAAGGCGAGUAUAGACUUGACUGCAUCACAGGCGCUUGCCCCCGUCACAGUGGAACUCGAUGACGAAGAAACUGUCGUGGAAACGCGGCCGGUGGUGCUGUCGGUGCCGUCGGUGCCGGUGAAACCUAAGGUGAAGAAAAAGAAGAAAAAGAAGACGACGACCAGUUCCGAUUCCACGGAGACGUCUUCGACGAAGAAGAAGCGCAAGGAGGUGAACUUUGGAAGCCAGCAGUGCCAGCAGGUGGACAAAGAUGCAAAGCGAAAGCUGGCAGAGGAAGCCGCGCGACGCUGGCAAGAGAGGGAUGACAAGUUGGAAGCCAGCAUUCGUGUUGUCGAGCAGCGAGGAGCCAAAGCGGCCGCAGAAAAGGAGGCCGAGAAGCAGCGGAAGGAGAAAGAGCGGCAGCAACGCUAUGAACGGCAACGUCUCCGUCAUCGCAAGGCUUCACGGUCGCGCUCCCGGCGGCGCAAACGUUCGCGGUCCUGACGUGGUGACCGCCGUGUCCAGUGAAA